AUGGAUCCUCUUCAUGGCCAGCAAGAAGAAGGUGGAGUUCCUCAAGCAGGUGGCCCACGGCAAAGGGGGGGAGGGCGCCAACGGCGUCCCCGCCAUCACCCUCCUCGUCCGAGAGAAGAGCGAGAGCAACAAGGCCAACUUUGAGAAGCUGAUCGAGGCCCUGAAGGGCAGCAAAAAUGGCCGCCGCCUGGGGGUCUUCUCCAAGGACAAGUUCCCCGGGGACUUCCUGAAGAGCUGGAACGAGUGUCUGACCCGCGAGGGCUUCGAGAAGGUGGACAUCAGCGGGGUGGUGGCCUACACCAUGGCGGCCAAGGAGGAGGGGGAGGUCAACCUGAUGCGCAAAGCGGCCGCCAUCACCUCCGAGGUCUUCACCAAGUUCUUCAAGGAACGGGUGAUGGAGAUCGUGGACGCCGACGAGGUGAGCGACAAGAACCACAUGCAUUUCGGGGCCAUCACCUGCGCCAUGGGCAUCCGGUACAAGUCCUACUGCUCCAACCUGGUGAGGACCUUGAUGGUGGACCCACCUCAGGAGAUGCAGGACCACUACGCCUUCCUCCUCCAGCUCCAGGAGGAGAUGCUCAAGGAGAUGAGACACGGAACCAAGCUCUGCGACGUCUACGCCGCCGUCAUGGACCUGGUGAAGAAGCAGAAGCCGGAGCUGUUGAGUAAAAUCACCAAGAAUUUGGGCUUUGCCAUGGGCAUCGAGUUCCGAGAAGGUUCCUUGGUCAUCAACAGCAAGAACCAACACCGCCUCAAGAAAG
This is a messenger RNA of Calidris pugnax (ruff), 761 nucleotides long. RefSeq names its product FACT complex subunit SPT16-like. The annotation marks the transcript as partial. Gene Ontology annotation, molecular function: nucleosome binding. The transcript has 6 exons. Gene Ontology annotation, biological process: transcription elongation by RNA polymerase II; positive regulation of transcription elongation by RNA polymerase II. Gene Ontology annotation, cellular component: FACT complex. NCBI's taxonomy places the organism in Eukaryota, Metazoa, Chordata, Aves, Charadriiformes, Scolopacidae. The record is from RefSeq and is a predicted model, not a curated record.